Messenger RNA from Columba livia (rock pigeon), 2345 nucleotides. It is a transcript of the gene RAP1GAP, whose product is annotated as RAP1 GTPase activating protein. Gene Ontology annotation, molecular function: GTPase activator activity. Lineage: Eukaryota; Metazoa; Chordata; Aves; Columbiformes; Columbidae. The transcript is spliced from 23 exons. Gene Ontology annotation, biological process: regulation of small GTPase mediated signal transduction; activation of GTPase activity. The coding region runs from base 305 to 2188 and encodes 627 amino acids. Gene Ontology annotation, cellular component: cytoplasm; membrane. The record is from RefSeq and is a predicted model, not a curated record.
CCGCCCCCGGAGGGCCCGCCCCGCCCCGCCGCACGUGACGCGGCGCGGUGGCCGCGAGCGCCGGGGCCCCCGCUCCGCUGCGCUCGGUACCGGCUGCGCUCCCGGCCCCGCCGCCCCGCCGGCACGGCAGCACUUGGCUCAGUGCCAUCAGUAGGCUUCAGGGGUAACGCCGCUGCCCGAGCUGUGGGGAGCUCCCCUCUCCCCCAGGAAGCACCAUGGGCCCCCCAGGGCCCCCCCGCACCACCUAGACGUGUCCCAAACAGACAGCACCUCUCCCUCGACCAUCCCACCCUGAGGCAGCAGGAUGGCCCAGCAGCGCCACGCCGUCCCCCCACCGCUCAAGACGGAGGAGGACUACAUCCCCUACCCCAGCGUGCACGAGGUCCUGGGCCGGGAGGGGCCGUUCCCCCUCAUCCUCCUGCCGCAGUUUGGGGGUUACUGGAUCGAGGGCACCAACCACCAGCUGAGCGGGACCCCCGAGUCCCCCCAGACCCCGGCACCCAGCACCCGGGCAAAGCUGGAGGGCAACCACACGGCCAAGAUCUACCGCAAGCACUUCUUGGGCAAGGAGCACUUCAACUACUACUCGCUGGACCCGGUGCUGGGUCACCUCGUGUUCUCCCUCAAGUAUGACGAGCAGGAGCAGCUCCACCUGCUGCUGCGCACCCGCGCCCGCACCCUGCACGACGUGGUGCCCAUCUCCUGCCUGGCUGAGUUCCCCAACGUGGUGCAGAUGGCCAAGCUGGUGUGCGAGGACAUCAACGUGGAUCGCUUCUACCCCGUGCUCUACCCCAAGGCGUCCCGCCUCAUCCUCGCCUUCGAUGAGCACGUGCUCAGCAACCACUUCAAAUUUGGGGUCAUCUACCAAAAACUGGGGCAGACCUCCGAGGAGGAGCUUUUCGGCACCACGGAGGAGAGCCCGGCCUUCGCCGAAUUCCUCGACGUUCUGGGCCAGCGGGUGCAGCUGCGGGACUUCAAGGGGUUCCGGGGGGGGCUGGACGUGACCCACGGGCAGACGGGCAGCGAGUCGGUUUAUUGUCACUUCCGCGACAAGGAGAUCAUGUUCCACGUCUCCACCAAGCUGCCCUACACUGAGGGGGACACCCAGCAGCUGCAGCGGAAGCGUCACAUCGGCAACGACAUUGUGGCCGUGGUGUUCCAGGACGAGAACACCCCAUUCGUCCCCGACAUGAUCGCCUCCAACUUCCUGCACGCCUUCGUGGUGGUGCAGCUGGAGCAGGGCAGCACCCAAGGGACCCUCUACAAGGUCUCCGUCACCGCCCGUGACGACGUGCCCUUCUUCGGCCCACCGCUGCCCGACCCCGCCGUCUUCAGGAAGGGCCCUGAGUUCCAGGAGUUCCUGCUGACCAAGCUCAUCAAUGCUGAGUACGCCUGCUACAAGGCCGAGAAGUUCGCCAAGCUGGAGGAGCGGACGCGGGCGGCGCUGCUGGAGACGCUGCACGAGGAGCUGCAGGCCCGCAGCCAGGCCAUGCUGGGGCUGGGCCCCGACGACGAGCGCCCCGACAACGGCGCCGCCGCCCCGGGCUUCUUCGAGUCCUUCAAGCGAGCGCUGCGGGGGCGCAGCCCCUCUCUGGAGGCCGUGGGGCUGGGACCCCGCCGGGUCCCCACAACGCCCCCCCCAAACGCCGCCAACGCCGCCGCCGCCAACGCCGCCGGACCCCCCGACGGUUCGCUGCUGGUGCCCGGGAGCCGGCGGGGACGCCGCGGCAGCGCCAUCGGGCUGGGCUCGGUGGAAGAGGCGCUGCUGGUGCCCGGGAAGAGCCCGUCGCGGCGGCGGCCUGGCCCGCUCGGCUCCCGCCGCUCCAGCGCCAUCGGGAUCGAGAGCAUCCAGGAGGCGCCGGCCGGCAGGGACGGCCCCGCCGCCACCCCCGAGGGCGCCUGCUCCACACACAGCUCCCCCGAGAGCCGCCGACACCCCGACAGGGCCGAGAAACCGGAGCCACCGAAUUUCUCCCGCUCGUCCUCCAGCGCCAGCAGCUUUGGCAGCGCCGAGGAGCCCGGGGAGCCGGGACGGGAGAGCCGCUCGCCCUCGGGGAGCCACCGCGACGCCUUCGCCAACACCCCCUGGCCGGAUGACCCCCCUGGUCCCCUCCCAGGCCGCCAUCCCCCGGACCCCCCUGAGAUCAAAAUCCAGCUGGAUCGGCCCCCCCAGAACCCGGGGUCAUAGUCACCCCCCAUCCCGGGGGGGUGUCACCGCUUCCCCCCCCACCACGUGCCACCCCCGUGCCAGGAGCCGAAGCCAUCGUCCCGGUGCAGGAUUUGGGGGAUAUCCCCCCCCCCAAAACAAUUGGGGCGCCCCCCCCUCCAGACAAUCUCCAUCACCC